Molecule: messenger RNA, 1373 nt
Organism: Oryctolagus cuniculus (rabbit)
Lineage: Eukaryota; Metazoa; Chordata; Mammalia; Lagomorpha; Leporidae
Gene: POU5F1
Product: POU class 5 homeobox 1
Biological process (GO): regulation of transcription by RNA polymerase II
Molecular function (GO): DNA-binding transcription factor activity, RNA polymerase II-specific; RNA polymerase II cis-regulatory region sequence-specific DNA binding
Source: RefSeq, marked provisional
CCAGCCCUUAUUUCACCAGGCCCCCGGUGCGGGGCGCCCUCCUUCCCCCAUGGCGGGACACCUGGCCUCAGACUUCGCCUUCUCGCCCCCGCCGGGCGGCGGCGGCGAUGGGCCUGGAGGGCCGGAGCCAGGCUGGGUGGACCCCCGGACCUGGCUGAGCUUCCAAGGCCCUCCCGGUGGGCCCGCCAUCGGGCCCGGGGUUGCACCGGGCGCCGAGGUGUGGGGGAUUCCCCCGUGCCCGCCGCCGUAUGACUUCUGCGGAGCGAUGGCGCACUGCGCCCCGCAGCUCGCCGUGGGCCUCGUGCCUCAGGGCGGCCUGGAGACCUCUCAGCCGGAGGGCGAGGCAGGGGCCGGCGCGGGGAGCCUGUCGGAGGGGCCCUCCCCUGAGCCCUGCGCUGCGCCUCUUGGUGCCGUGAAGCUGGAGAAGGAGAAGCUGGAGCAAACCCCCGAGGAGUCCCAGGACAUGAAAGCUCUACAGAAAGAACUCGAGCAGUUUGCCAAGCUCCUGAAGCAGAAGAGGAUCACUCUGGGCUACACUCAGGCUGACGUGGGGCUCACCCUGGGGGUUCUCUUUGGAAAGGUGUUCAGCCAAACCACCAUCUGCCGAUUCGAGGCCCUACAACUCAGUUUCAAGAACAUGUGUAAGCUGCGGCCCCUGCUGCAGAAAUGGGUGGAGGAGGCCGACAACAAUGAGAACCUUCAGGAGAUUUGCAAAGCGGAGACCCUCGUGCAGGCCCGGAAGAGAAAGCGAACGAGUAUUGAGAACCGAGUGAGAGGCAACUUGGAGAACAUGUUCCUGCAGUGCCCGAAACCCACGCUGCAGCAGAUCAGCCACAUCGCCCAGCAGCUGGGGCUCGAGAAAGACGUGGUCCGUGUGUGGUUCUGUAACCGGCGCCAGAAGGGCAAACGAUCAAGCAGUGACUGUUCCCAACGAGAGGAUUUUGAGGCCACCGGCUCUCCCUUCGCAGGGGGGCCUAUGUCUUUUCCUCUGGCACCAGGGCCCCAUUUCGGUACCCCAGGCUAUGGCAGCCCUCACUUUGCUACCCUGUACUCGCCAAUGCCCUUCCCUGAGGGGGAAGCCUUCCCCUCUGUGCCUGUCCCUGCUCUGGGCUCCCCCAUGCAUUCAAACUGAGCUGCCUGCCCUUCCCAGGAACCCGGGGUGAAGGCAGAGGUCAGGGGAGACGCUAGGGAGAGAGAACCUGGAGUCAGGGCUUUGGGGAUUCAGUUAUUUCACUAUGGAAGGCAUUGGAAACACAAAGGGUGGGGCAAGGAGUUUUGGGAACUGGUUGGUGGGAAGGUGAAGUUCAAUGAUGCUCUUGAUUUUAAUCCCCACAUCACUUUGUUUUUAAAUAAAGAAGCCUGAGACACAACGG